Messenger RNA from Culex quinquefasciatus (southern house mosquito), 999 nucleotides. RefSeq lists its product as uncharacterized. The coding region runs from base 1 to 999 and encodes 332 amino acids. The transcript is spliced from 3 exons. NCBI's taxonomy places the organism in Eukaryota, Metazoa, Arthropoda, Insecta, Diptera, Culicidae. The record is from RefSeq and is a predicted model, not a curated record.
AUGGUGGAGACCUUUUGCUCGAGGGUUAUGGGCCCAGCAAAUCGCGUGGCGCGUCGCCAAGGAAACCGCGAACGGAAGGAAAAAGUUUUUACAUACACGUGCGCGGACGCCCAGAAAAGUGACGCCAUUCUCGCGAUCGGAAACGUUCGACGGGACGGCACCGAAUCGUUUUUCACGGUGGUUGCGGAGGAAGGCGUGGCGGAGCGGGUGCGGAAGGAAGCACUGCAGAAGUCCCGGAAGGAAGAGGACGAAAAGUGUAAGUUGUUCCUGCUCAAGACAAUCGCCGAGCCGCAUCGGGAAGUCGUUCGUGGAAUGUCAUCGCCGAAGCUGAUUUGGGAAGCCCUGGAGGAAGUGUCGAACCGGAAAGCAGCGCGUGCCGGAAGUAACGGAAUGUUUCCGUUCAAGUGUUGCGUUUGCGGGAAUCCGGGGCACAAGAAGGUGGACUGCUCGCCCAAGAAGAAGGCAAAACACGCUGCCGGAAGUGUGCAGCAGCCGAAGAAGGGGAAGGUGCAUGCGGCGGAAAGCAGUGCCGGUGCCAAGGAAGAUGUGCUGUUCGUGCCAGAAGCGGAAGAAGCCAACAAUGAGGAAGCAAACGGAAAGUUCCGUUGGGUGCUGGACAGUGAUGUUUCCGAUCACAUGGUUGGUGAUUGGAAUCUACUGGUGAAUGUGCGUCGGAUGGAAACCCCGAAGGUGGUCAACGUGGCCGAAGCAGGAGUGACGCUCGAAAGUCACUUCGUCGGAGAAUUGAAAAUGAAGGCCGGCGUCGGAAAAAGGACGUUAAACUGCACGGUUCACGACGUCCUGUACGUGCCUGGAUUGACGACGAACCUGUUCUCCGUGGAAAAGGUGGCUGAGCGCGGAAUGGAAGCCUCGUUUGGACGGAAUCAUGCUCGCAUUUCGAAGGACGGAGAUGUCAAGUGCACUGCAACGCGGUACGGAAGUUUGUUCGUGCUUGACGUGGAGCUCGAAAUGUGUGGAUCAGACGUGGUUUCUGAGUAG